This is a messenger RNA of Labeo rohita (rohu), 2895 nucleotides long. RefSeq names its product calpain 10 (gene capn10). The record is from RefSeq and is a predicted model, not a curated record. Lineage: Eukaryota; Metazoa; Chordata; Actinopteri; Cypriniformes; Cyprinidae. Gene Ontology annotation, molecular function: calcium-dependent cysteine-type endopeptidase activity. Gene Ontology annotation, cellular component: cytoplasm. Gene Ontology annotation, biological process: proteolysis. The coding region runs from base 257 to 2197 and encodes 646 amino acids. The transcript has 13 exons.
GCUGUCCGCGGCGUGCGCGUCCUUCCGGUUAUGAGAUGAAUUGCCUUGGUGCAGUGUUUUGAUUGCUUUGAAUGCACUGACUGUGUUUCAGCGACCCCAGAGUCAUGGCAUGCGAAUGCAUGAUGGAUUUUACUUUACUUUGAUGCUUUUUCUUCGCCUCGAUCUGGCCAUGUCAUUCAAAACCGCUGGCAGUAACGUUAUGUCCAACGGGUUAACAAAUCAGCGGAGCUGACGAAGUGAAGCAGGUCCGGUUACCAUGGAGACGGAGUGUGAGCAUCAUGGGAUGUUUGUGGAUCCAGACUUUCCUGCUGACGACUCCUCACUCUUCAAUGACUACACCACACCCCUCCCCAAAUUGUUGGGUGAUGUCACAUGGCUCCGCCCACAGGAGAUCUGCAAGCAGCCUCAACUCUUCCCCAAUGACCCUGUGGAGUCUCACCCAAAGCAAGGCAUUCUGGGAGACUGCUGGUUGCUCUGUGCUUGCUCCAUGUUACUCAAGAACCAGCAUCUUCUGAACAAGGUAAUUCCACCAGAACAGCCUUUGUGGGGUGACCGUAUUUACCGCGGUGAAUUCCGGUUCCAGUUCUGGCAGAACGGGCACUGGAUAGAGGUACGGGUGGAUGACCGACUGCCCUGUAUCAAUGACACACUCUGUUUUUCACGAUGCCAGAGCUCUAGGGCAUUCUGGGUAGCGCUUUUGGAAAAAGCUUAUGCCAAGUUACAUGGUUCAUAUGAGCGCUUGUGGGCGGGGCAAGUAUGUGAGGCAAUUGUAGACUUGAGCGGAACCAUAGUGGUACGAUGGAGUCUAAAAGGGGCAGAGUCUCCACAACAGCCCAACGACUCAAAGUCUGAACACACGCCUAAUGGUUUGAGACUAUCUGAACUCUCACUGGAGCUGAAGCAGAGAUGUGCCAUCAGCUGCUGUGUCCACAGCGCCUCCACAGGUGUCCCAGAGCUUGGCCAGUUUCACGCCAUGAGUGUUAUGGAGUGGACAAAUGUGACAACCGCUGCAGGUGAACAAGUGGAGCUUAUCCGGAUACGAAACCCCUGGGGCAGGAGAAGCUGGGCCGGGGUCUGGAGGGAGAGUGGAUCAGGUUGGGCUUCUCUGGAGCCCUCUUCUGCCCAGGAUCUACUGGGCCGCACAGCAGAGGGGGAAUUCUGGAUGGACGAGACAGAAUUCCAGCAGGAAUUUGAUGAGGUCACAGUAGGCUAUCCUGUCAGUGAUGCAGGACACCUCCAAAGCAUCUACACAGGAAGCUAUCUUACUCACAGCCACCAGAUUGGAGGCCGCUGGGUCAAAGGUCACUCUGCGGGCGGUUGCCGCAACAACAGCACUUUUAGCAUCAACCCUAAGUUCUGGUUAAAAGUGUGCGAGAGAGGGGAAGUGUUGCUCUCGUUGCUGCAGUACGGACAUCGUGAACCACCAGCAGAGGGCGGCACUCGCCAGCACUCACACCUCCAGGCUGUUGCACUACAUGUGUGGAAGGUGGAGAAGAAACACUUUAACCUGAUGCGGACACUGAACAAGCCACCACUUGUGUCACACACACAUGCGUACGAUCGGGAAGUGGUUGUACACACUCACCUGAAUCCUGGUUUUUACCUGUUGGUUCCCAGUACCUUCCUGCAGGGAGCAGAGGGCCGGUUCCUUCUGAGAGUUCAUUCUUCCUGCUCUACCUCUCUCAGUGUGAUGAAAUCCCCUCCUCCUCUUCAGCAUUGUUCAGAGGGUGAGUGGGAAACCACCAUCUCUCAUGGCUGUUGGUCUGUUGGUUCUACUUCUGGAGGAAGUCGCAACUUCCCCACACAUGGACACAAUCCCCGUAUACCCCUUAAUGUGACCUAUGACCCUGGAAGUAACAAUAUAAAGGUCACUCUACGCCAAAACAGGCCUGAAAAUUCCCUUUAUGCCAUCGGCUUUCAUAUUUAUAAGGUACCUGAUGGUGACUCCCUGUUAACCCCAAGUUCCAUGUCUCCGGUGGUUAGCUGUGUACCUCAUGCCCACUCCCAGGAGGUCAGUGUGCUUUGCCGUCUACAGCCGGGCGAGUACAUCGUAAUUCCCUCCACCUACCAGCCAGAACUAAGCGCUCACUUCACACUCACUUUUACACGCAGAAUACAUCGGAAAGCAAUGCAGAGUCAAGAGCUUCUGGGCCAUGUUGUUCAGGAGGUCUCCUGUGUCUCUGUGAUGAGACGAUAGUCUGAGGAAGUGGAUCAGAUGCCCAUGUUGAGAUUAAAGUCUUCCCUUCCAUCCUCAGGACAGGAGCCUUGUCCACUCUAAUGGGAGCCAUCGGUGCAAAUACAUACCACAAACAGCUACCAAAACCCACCAGCAGUGGAUAAAUCAUGGUAUAUACUAAUUAUGAAUUUGUCACAAUGGUUGACUAGUCUUCCACCCUCUAAGAAACAUGUCAAGUCAGGGUCAUGUGACCCCGAUACAUCCUAAUUAUACAGCAUUAGUCAAACUGUUGUUACAGAUGUGUGAUUUUACAGUGGCUUCCGAUGUGGACAACUAAUCAGAAUUUUGAGUUUGAACAAAUAUGUUUUAUAAUAUUAGUUAUAGUAUAUUUUGUUUUUAAUUUAAGUGUUACAUAAUGUACCAUAAAUGUGCACUGAUUUCAGACUUGCAGUAUUUAUUAUGAAUCACCUUAGUUAUUACGAAUGAUCACAAAGAUCUUUGAGUUUUUUGCAAAAAAGUUGCAAAAAAAGUCAAAAUUAACCAACUAAAAUGCACCUUUCUAUUAUAAGUGUUUAAUUUACAAGAGUGUUAAAGACAGGCAUUACCAUGUGGUUAUUCAGUAUAAACACUUUUAUAUUCACAAAUAUUUAUACUGUAUCAUGAUAUUUAAAUUUACAUUGAAAGAAAAAAAUAAAGAACACCAAAAAAAAAAAAAAAAA